Daucus carota subsp. sativus is the source of this 1014-nucleotide messenger RNA. RefSeq lists its product as uncharacterized. The record is from RefSeq and is a predicted model, not a curated record. The transcript has 3 exons. NCBI's taxonomy places the organism in Eukaryota, Viridiplantae, Streptophyta, Magnoliopsida, Apiales, Apiaceae. Bases 1 to 1014 code for a protein of 337 amino acids.
AUGGACGUAAAAUUUGCAUUUUUGAAUGGGGAGAUUCAAGAGGAAGUAUAUGUAAUGCAACCAGAAGUAUACACUAAGCGCGAAGGUAACGAGUUUCUGAUAGUUGGGGUUUACGUAGAUGAUUUAUUGAUUACAGGGUCAAGCAUCAGAAACAUACAGAAAUUUAAAGAUCAGAUGAGGAGUGAGUUUGAUAUGAGCGAUUUGGGAAAACUUUCAUAUUAUCUUGGCAUUGAGGUAGAACAGAGACGAGGUAGCAUUGAGUUGAAACAGACGGGCUGCGCAAAAAGAUUGUUAGAAAAGGCUGGAAUGUUGGAGAGUAAUUCAACCAAAUAUCCUAUGGAGCCUAAGAUUCAGUUAAGCAAAGACGCCACUGGAAAGGCAGUUGACUCGACAUUGUUUAAGAGUCUAGUGGAGGGUCUAAGGUAUCUAGUGCACACCAGGCCAGAUAUAUCCUACGCAGUAGGCAUCGUGAGUCGUUUUAUGGAAAGGCCAACUGUUCAGCAUCUAAAUGCAGUCAAAAGAAUUCUAUGCUACGUAAAUGGUACGUUGGAUCAUGGUUUGGUGUACACGAAGAACUCUGGGAGUCAUUUGCUAUCUGGAUACUCUGACAGUGAUUUAGGAGGCGAUGUUGAUGACCGGAAAAGUACGAGUGGAAUGGCGUUCUAUUUAAGUGAAAGCCUGAUCACCUGGGUGUCUCAGAAGCAACGGUGCGUUGUCUUGUCCUCCUGCGAGGCAGAAUUUAUGGCUGCAACUGCUGCAGCCUGUCUGGGACCUGUUGUUCUGUAUAUUGAUAAUCGAUCGGCCAUAGAUUUGGCGAAAAACCCAGUGUUCCAUGGAAGAAGUAAGCACAUAGACUUGCGUUUUCAUUUUAUCAGGGAGUGUGUGGAAAAAGGAGAGGUUGUCAUCAAACAUAUUGGAACUGAGGAGCAAAGAGCAGACAUCCUCACAAAGGCGUUGUCCACUGCAAAAUUUGAAAGGAUGAGGGAUCUACUGGGUGUUAAGAAGCUGAAGUGA